This is a messenger RNA of Gymnogyps californianus (California condor), 8468 nucleotides long. RefSeq names its product ATP binding cassette subfamily A member 5 (gene ABCA5). The record is from RefSeq and is a predicted model, not a curated record. Gene Ontology annotation, molecular function: ATP hydrolysis activity; ATP binding; lipid carrier activity. Gene Ontology annotation, biological process: lipid transport; transmembrane transport. Gene Ontology annotation, cellular component: intracellular membrane-bounded organelle; membrane. NCBI's taxonomy places the organism in Eukaryota, Metazoa, Chordata, Aves, Accipitriformes, Cathartidae.
UCUGCUGAGCAGCUCACGAUUAGAUUUCAGCUUCCCAGGUGAAGAAACGGAGAGAGAUGGACAUUGACCGGUGACUCCGAACCUCAGGCAGCGAGGUGGUUCCUCAACCUGCUGUCCCUCACCCGUCUUGAAAAAUGGCACCAGCAACUCCAAGAGAAGCAGGAGUAUGGAGACAAACCAGAGCUCUCUUAUUCAAGAACUGUCUUAUUAAGUGUAGGACUAAAAAAAGCAGCGUUCAGGAGGUCCUUUUCCCACUCUUUUUCUUGUUUUGGCUAAUUCUGAUGAGCAUGAUGCAUCCGCACAGGAAAUACAACGAGGUCGCCAACACCAACCUCGGCCCUCUGGAUACCUCCAUGCUGGUGAAUUUUGUCAUCGGGUACACACCGCCAACCCGAAUGGCACGAGAAAUCAUGAAGAAAGUGGCUUUUGAUAACUUCGAAGAUGGCAUCAUCACAGAGGAGUAUUUAAGCGAAGAGGAGCUGCAAGAGGCUAGUGCUUUUAAACCCUCAAACUUUGUGGGUGUAGUGUUCAACGAUGCCAUGUCCUACCAGCUGAGGUUUCCCGAUUCUGUCGCGAUGUCUUCCAUUUAUAUGGAAUCGAGAGCCAGUUGCUCCAAUGUCCGGAAAGGAUGCGAAUCGGUAACGUACUGGAGCUCGGGAUUUACGGCUCUGCAAGCCUGCAUCGAUGCUGCAAUUAUACAGCUGAAGACUAAUCAAUCGGUUUGGGAACAACUUGAAUUGACGAGAGCAAUAGUCAUGGGAGAGGCUGCAGUGGUGGAAAUAGAUAGUUUUCCUCGUGCGAUCAUUUUAAUUUACCUAGUGAUCGCUUUCUCACCGUUUGGGUAUUAUUUGGCAAUUCAUAUUGUGGCAGAAAAGGAGAGGAAGUUGAAGGAAUUCUUAAAAAUAUUGGGACUUCACGACACUGCCUUUUGGCUUUCUUGGGUGCUGCUCUACAUGAGCCUGAUUUUUGUCAUGUCCAUUCUCAUGGCGGUGAUUGCGACGGCCUCUUCCCUCUUUCCCCAGAGCAGUGCCUUUGUGAUAUUUCUCCUUUUUUUCCUGUAUGGAAUCUCUUCAGUUUUCUUUGCACUUAUGCUGACACCUCUAUUUAAAAAGUCGAAGCACGUGGGUAUAGUGGAGUUCUUGGCAACACUGGCUUUUGGUUUUGUGGGCCUUAAUAUUGUCCUACUGGAAGAUUUCCCCAAGUCUUUCGUGUGGAUUUUCAGCCCCUUGUGUCAGUGCAGCUUCUUGAUCGGUGUCGCGCAGGUCAUGCAUCUAGAAGAUUAUGAAGAUGGUGCAACCUUUUCAAAUCUAAACCACGGUCCUUACCCGCUCUUUAUCUCUCUUAUUUUAUUGGUGCUGGAUAGCAUAUUUUAUCUGCUUGUAGCUGUCUACCUUGAUCAGGUUAUCCCAGGGGAGUUUGGACUACGCCGCACGCCAUUUUUCUUCAUGAAGCCCUCGUUUUGGUCAAAGCGCAGAAAAAAUUACAAGGAGUUGUACGAGAGCAGCAUCAAUGGCAGUUUAAGUUUCAGUGAGAUAGUUGAGCCUGUGCCUUCUGAAUUUCAGGGGAAAGAAGCCAUCAGAAUCAGCUGUGUUCAGAAAACAUUCAGGAAAAAGGGGGAAACUGUGGAGGCUCUCAGAAAUUUAUCCUUCGACAUCUAUGAAGGCCAGAUCACGGCUCUGCUGGGGCACAGCGGGACCGGGAAGACGACACUGAUGAACAUCCUUUGCGGGCUGUGUCCACCGACAGACGGGUUUGUCUCUGUCUACGGGCACAAAGUCUCCGAAAUCGAUGAAAUGCUUGAAGUGCGACAAAUAGCGGGGGUGUGCCCUCAGUCCGACAUACACUUUGAUAUAUUAACUGUGGAGGAGAAUCUCUCCAUAUUUGCUGCAAUUAAAGGAAUCCCUCAGAAUGAUUUGAUACAAGAGGUGCAGAAAGUGUUGUUGGAUUUGGAUAUGCAGCCUAUCAGAGACAAUCAAGCUAAAAAAUUAAGCGGGGGGCAGAAAAGGCGGCUGUCGGUGGGAGUUGCUGUUCUUGGGAACCCAAAGGUUUUGCUGCUGGAUGAGCCGACUGCAGGUAUGGAUCCGUGUUCGCGGCACAUCGUCUGGAACCUCCUGAAAAACAGAAAAGCGAAUCGCGUGACCGUUUUCAGUACUCACUUCAUGGACGAGGCGGAUAUCCUCGCCGAUCGUAAAGCUGUGAUUUCUCAAGGGAUGUUAAAAUGCCUUGGAUCAUCUCUCUUUCUCAAAAGCAAAUGGGGAAUUGGCUACCGCUUGAGUAUGCACAUCGAUGCCUACUGCAACACGGAAGCGACAACCUCGCUGAUAAGACAGCACAUACCUGCAGCCAGCCUGAUCCAAGAGAACGACGAGCAGCUCGUGUACACCCUGCCGCUCAAGGACAUGGACAAGUUCGCAGGAUUGUUUUCUGACCUCGACACUCAUUCCCAUUUGGGCGUUAUCACCUACGGCGUUUCCAUGACGACGCUGGAGGAUGUCUAUCUGAAGCUGGAAGUUGAGGCAGAGAUCGAUCAAGCAGAUUAUAGCGUGUUCAAUUCCCAGCAAGUGCAGGAUGAAAUGGAUACAAAAUCCCUCGACGAUAUGGAGCAGAGCCUCCUGAUGCUCUCGGAGACGAAGGCGCCGGCGAUGAGCAAUACAGCCCUCUGGAAGAAGCAGGUUUCCACCAUAGCGAAAGUUCAUCUCCUUAGUCUCAAGCGGGAAAAUAAAUGCGUGAGAGUUAUGUUGUUGCUUUUUCUGAUUUUUCUUGUAGUUCAGAUUUUAUUGUUUUUCAUACACCACAUCAUCAAAAAUUCUGUAGCUGCUAUCAAACUUUCCCCAGAUUUGUACUUGCUGAAGCCCGGAGAGAACUAUCACAAGUACAGGAGUCGACUCCUGCUGCAGAACUCCACAGAAUCGGAUAUCGAUGACAUUGUCCACUCUCUUGGGAGCAUGAACAUACUCUUGGAGAUGUUCAAUGACAGCGAUUACGUCUCGGCUGCCCCUCACAGCGCAGCUUUAAACGUGUUUGACCUUGAAUCCAGACAGAACUAUGUUUUCACAGUCAUAUUCAACAGUACCAUGGUGCAUUCCCUGCCAGUUUUGAUGAACGUUGUCAGCAAUCUACUUCUGCGCAAUUUAAACGUGACGGAGAGCAUUCAAAUCUGGAGCAAUCCCUUCGUUCAGAAUCUUCCAGACACAAUUUUCAGACUGGAGAUCUAUUUUGAAGCUGUGUUACUGGGAAUCAUUAUUACUGGAAUGCCACCCUAUUUUGCUAUGGACAACGCAGAAAACCAUAAGAUCAAAGCGUACACGCAGCUGAAGAUAGCGGGGCUUUAUCCCUCCGCUUACUGGACUGGGCAAGCCAUUGUCGACCUCCCGCUGUUUUUCUCCAUCCUUGUCCUGAUGAUAGGCAGCCUCUUCGCCUUUCACUACGGCGUUUAUUUCUACGUGGGCAAGUUCCUCGCUGUGAUUUUCUGCCUGAUUGGUUAUGUCCCAUCAGUCGUGCUCUUCACUUACGUGGUCUCCUUCACAUUUAAAAAAGUCCAGAAUACGAAAGAAUUUUGGUCAUUUAUAUUUUCAGUGACAGCCUUGCUCUGUACAGUUGUCACUGAAGUGGCCUUUUUUCUGGACUAUUACCUGGUAACCACCAUCCUGCAUUACGUCUUCUCCAUCUUCAUUCCUAUUUAUCCCCUUAUUGGCUGUCUGAUUUGUUUUAUAAAGGUCUCAUGGAAAGGCAAGCGAAAGAACGGAGGAUACUACGACCCGUGGGACCGCCUCCUGGUAGCAGUUAUAGCUCCCUAUUUGCAGUGUGUCGUGUGGCUCUUCCUACUGCGAUGUUUCGAGCUGAAGAAUGGAGGGACAGUUAGAGAGGAUCUGUUUUUCAGAAAAUGUUUUACAAAAGCCAAAACCUGGAAGUUCCCAGAUGUCCCGCAUGACGAGAACGAAGAUGAAGACGUGAAGGCGGAGAGGCUGCGAGUCCAAGAAAUACUGAGCAGCCCCAAAAGCGAGGAGAUGCCAGCAAUCCUGGUCAGCAGCUUGCACAAAGAGUUUGAUGAAAGAAAGGAAUUUCUUCUGGGGAGAAAAAUAAAGAAAGUGGCAACGAAACAUGUUUCUCUCUGCGUAAAAAAAGGAGAAAUACUGGGUUUGUUAGGACCCAACGGAGCUGGGAAAAGCACUUUAAUUAAUAUGCUCAUUGGAGAGAUUGAGCCAACCAGUGGGCAAGUUCUGAUGGGAGAUUAUUCUUUCGGCCUGAACGGCGGAGAUGACUCAGUGAAAUUUGUGGGGUACUGUCCUCAAACGAAUCCGCUUUGGCCAGAUAUUACAUUGCAGGAACACUUUGAAAUUUAUGGCGCUAUCAAAGGAAUGAGUCAGUCUGAUGUUAAGGAAGUCGUAAAACGCAUCGCAAGUGCCCUGGAUUUAAAAGACCACCUGCAGAAGACAACGAAGAAGCUGGGCGUAGGGCUGAAACGCAAGCUAUGCUUUGCCCUGAGUAUGCUGGGCAACCCGCGGGUCACGCUGUUGGAUGAACCAUCAACCGGGAUGGAUCCCAAAGCCAAGCAGCACAUGUGGCGGGCAAUUCGAGCAGCAUUUAAAAAUAAGGAGAGAGCAGCUAUCCUGACCACUCACUACAUGGAAGAGGCCGAUGCUGUCUGUGACCGUGUGGCCAUCCUGGUGUCCGGGCAGCUCAGAUGUAUAGGUACUGUCCAACACCUGAAGAGUAAGUUUGGCAGAGGAUACUUCUUGGAAAUGAAAUUAAAAGAAACAGCAGAUGUACAGCAGGUGGAGUAUCUGCAGAGCCAGAUUUUGCACAUCUUCCCGAAUGCGAAUCGUCAGGAAAGUUUUGCUUCUAUUUUGGCGUAUAAAAUUCCUAAAGAAGAUGUACAGUCGCUUUCACAUUCUUUUUCCAAGCUGGAAGAAGUAAAACACGCCUUCAACAUCGAGGAGUACAGCUUUUCUCAGGCAACACUGGAACAGGUUUUUGUGGAGCUUGCUAAAGAGCAGGAGGAGGAGGACAGCAGCUUCGGCACCCUGAACAGCACGCUCUGGUGGGAGAGGACGCAGGAAGACCGAGUCAUUUUCUGAGCUCCUUAUGGUCCAGAUCUGCUUGGCAGCUCGUGUUUUGUGCCAGCGAUGAUCCUCUGCACACAGGUUGGGGCACGUGUGUGGAAAACAUCGGAGCUGGGAUGGACAAGGAAAAUCGUAUUUGGAAGCACUGAGCGUGUUCCACCACCCUGGCCUUAGGAAUAACGCCCCAAUAGCGGUGAGCAUCCCCACCGUUAUUCUGGCUGAUCUUCUCGCCUCGCUGUCUCCCAGUUUGCGUUGAGCGAGAAGACACUGCCACGACAGUCGGUCAUCUCCUGGUGUUGGUCACUUGUGCAGGAGCACCCGCCUCCCAUCUUCCCUCGGCUGUGCUGCGCCGGCGUUGGGGCUGGCUGCCUGAGGUUGGGGCUGUCCUUACUGGAAAUCGUGAGUUUAAGCGAAACUAGUUGUGGCUGGAGCCUCCUGCCCUGUGGGACCCCCUCACUGGUUCGCAGGGUCUUGCCGUGCCCCGUGCCCUCGGUUGGGCAUUGCUGCCUGCCCGACGGGGUGCCGUGCAGACACGCGUCGCUGCAAGGUCCUGCUCCCCCGCCGGCUGAUCCGUCCUUGCUUAUGCUUAGAAGAUGUACCUGCUUAGAAGAGAGGGGCCAAACCACUCCAUGGUAAUUGUAUUCACCGCAAAGAGGGUCCUGAAUUCCACUACAAGCUUAGCUUGAUAUCCAACCGAUGUGAAAAUGUUCAUUUACAGAUAUAAUAUGGCACUCGGCGACACUUAGAUUCCUUUCUACUGCAGGUUGGCAGAUGUGGCUAACUCCUGCUGCCAUUCUGGGUGGCACUGAUGUUUGUAAUGCAUGCACUGUAGGGUUAAAGGGGGUGUACAGAAGUGGAUGCUUUCUUUCCCCCACUUGGUAAAAGUACAGACAUAACUAUGUAGUUACGGGAUUUGCAGAGAUGUGAGUAUUUCUUGUCUUCAUUAAAAACAGUCUAAUUCUUUUGUUGGGUGUAACGACAUGUAUCCUGCCAGCUGCUUUUAGACACAGUCCCUCUUCAGGGGUUUUCAUUUUUCUUGACAGUGAAUUCAUAAGUACACACAACAGUAUUUCCUAAUCCGUCUUUGUUGUGAUAGCAGUAAGUAAUGCAGUAGUGUGCUCAGCACAGGCACGUUUGCUUUGUCCUGGCCUGGCAAUUUUUCAUUCACCUUUGUUAAACCCAAAAGAAAAAGAUCCCAAUUCACAACCUCAUCAGUAGGAAUGGUGCCUUUGGUUUGCAUAGAAGCACUAAGAAGAGCAGAAUAUGUGAUUCUUUAUCCUAAGAUAUGACAGAUGUACGUUGAAAAUAUAUUAUUUUUUUGGUUUUCUACACAAAGUUAUCAUCACUUUUUUAGUUUUAUAAGGUGAAAUUAAAGAUUGCUAACAGUUCAUUGUGUUCUGCAAUGAUCAAAUAUAGAGAUGCAUUUAUAUCGAGACAUUGGCUUCAUAAGUCAUAGCAAUUAUGUAUCUUCACAUUAAAGUUAGAAAAGACUUUUGUUUUUCUUGUGAAAACUCAAAAAACUAUGGGUUAAGGCAGAGCUGUGUGUCCCAACUGUUUGUAAUUAUCAGGCAAUAAUGUAUGUAAUACGUUUGAUAAUGGUUUAUCAUUGCGUUGAGCCAAAAUCUCUUUUCAUUUGUUUCUUACUCUACUGUGGGGAGAUGUGAAUUUUUUAUGUGCCGCUUUUGCUUCCUCUUUUGUACCCAUAGAUUGCAUAUAAACAUACAGAUUUUGUUUUGUAGUUAAAAUUUGGGCCCAAGAACUGCAGAAACACCCAGACGUCCCGUUUGCUUCCCCAGGGGAAGGUCCCUUCCCCUCAGGAGCGCAGACCUGAACAUGAAUCUGCCCGUUUUGAUGAGCCCUGAGCCGUGGUACUUGCGUAUGCCCUGAUCUCCUGUGCUGGAAACAAAACAGAGGUAAAGAAGGGGAUUAAAGCACUAGCCUCUGAACUGCAGCUCCAGUAGCAAUCUUUCCAGGGCUGAAGCUUCCCUGUAAGAAAACAAAAAUGACCUAAAUUCAGCUCUUUUGUUUAUGCAGCCUUUUAUUUAGCCCCGGGGAACCCCCAGCCCGUUGCUCCCAGCUGCAUCCCUGCUGCUGGCCAGUAUCUCUGAGCAUUUUCCUUUAUUUGGAGCGAAGGUGGGACCCAGAAUUUUGUCUCGUGAUACUUUCCCAUGUACGUACAUACAAGUUAAGUGUGUCUUCUCCAAAUCCCACAUUUCUUACUUUCGUCUCUCUUUGUAAACGGUGUUUCAGCUGAGUGUCGUGUGCGCAUCUGUCCAGCAAUGUACAGCACGCUCUUUUCCCGUGAACUUAUGAAAGUACAGUUGUGACCUGUUAGCCUUGAUGUCUUCUUUUAAUUUUAUUGUUUAACUUAUAGUCAGAGUUAAUAGUCGCUAAAAUAGUUCUGUACUAUCUGGAUGACAUCACCGUAUUUCAAACAGUUUCUUAUUUUCUGACGUUUCAAAUGGAUCAUAUGAAAACUUCCAUUAGCAGCUAGAUUUGCUCAGUUUGGUACUGUUCUUGUUUACCCUGGAGUAACCCAGUUGAUGGCGGCACUGUAUUUAUGCAGCUACACGUACAAAGAAUUUGGCUUGUUAAGUUAACUGCAUGUUUGGGUGGGAUCUUUUUGGCGUGGUGACAUCAUGUGUCAACGUGGCGUAAGAUGCCACUCCAAAACAUCACUGUAAUCAUAGUGUAUUGUAUCAGAAGUCUUUCAAAGUGUCAUACGAUGUCUAUAAUUGCCAGAAUAGGGAAAAACACAUGCAAAAUUAAACCAGAGAAUCCCCUGGAAAUGUGAGAGCUUUAUUCCUGCAAUUUUAAGUCCCUUUGUUCAGCUGUUGUCAGUGACAUGCCGAUCCCAGCCAUACAAUACACACCCCCAGUUUGUGCUCUAGGAGAUAAAACGGAGAAGAGGCAGCCAGGUUCAGGCUGACUGUUGGACUUCGGGCAAGUCAAUUCAGUUUGUGCCACCGUUCCCAGGUAUAAUGGUUUUGGUUACCUUGCAGGGUUGUUGUGAAAAAUAGUUAGCUAGUAUAUCCAAAACUUGGAAGAUGUUUUUACUUUGUGGUGUUGUUACAAGGUUGUAUUUUUCUAUGGAGGAACUUAAUGUGUCUGAUUUUUGUUUACCAAGAAAAGCCCUUAUUUAAAAAUGUCUCUGUAUAGCGAGUGAAGUCUGUUGGGUAGCUGACAUCCAGCACUCUGGUAGCAGAAACAGAAGGUAUUGGGUCUAAAGGUGACACGUUUGUAGCGCUCCUCCUGAUGUUGCCAUCAGGCACUUUGAAUCAUUUGACAUUUAUUUUAUACAUCUGUUUUUCUUUCCCCACUUCGCUGUAUUUGUAAAGUCAAGGUUUUUCCUUUUCCAGCAGAAAGUACUACCGAAAUAAAGAUGGAUUGGAUUGUUAAAUGCUC